Molecule: messenger RNA, 643 nt
Organism: Quercus lobata
Lineage: Eukaryota; Viridiplantae; Streptophyta; Magnoliopsida; Fagales; Fagaceae
Product: 60S ribosomal protein L37-3
Exons: 4
Coding region: 108-395 (95 amino acids)
Biological process (GO): translation
Cellular component (GO): cytosolic large ribosomal subunit; ribosome
Molecular function (GO): structural constituent of ribosome; RNA binding
Source: RefSeq, a predicted model, not a curated record
AUAAAACGUGAACUUCACCGCCGCGUUUAGUCUUCUUUGUUUAGCCCUAAGAAGAACCACACCUCUUCUCUUCCUCCUCCUAGGGUUUUGCAUCUGCAUCUGCACCAAUGGGUAAGGGAACAGGGAGUUUCGGUAAGAGGAGGAACAAGACCCACACACUGUGUGUGAGGUGUGGCCGCCGCAGUUUCCAUCUUCAGAAGAGUCGCUGCUCUGCCUGUGCCUACCCUGCUGCCCGCAAGAGGACUUAUAACUGGAGUGUGAAGGCAAUCAGAAGAAAGACCACCGGAACUGGAAGGAUGAGGUACCUCCGCCACGUUCCUCGCAGAUUCAAGAGUGGCUUCAGAGAGGGUACUCAAGCUGCACCAAGGAAGAAGGGAGCAGCUGCUACUGCUUAAGGCAUCAUUGGAGAGUUGUUUUUGGUGUAAUUUGGUACACAAAUUACAAGUUUAGAUUGAGCUUAAUAUGUUGGAACUGGUUUUUGAAUGUAAUGUUUGAUGGGUGUCAUAACCUUAUAAUGAUUUUAGUUAUUUUUGAUUUGGUUCAAUAUGUAGUUGCUUUAAUUUUGGACAAGGAUGAAUGCGUCUACUAUGUUUUCCUGGUUAUAUUCCAAAAUGAAUUCUGAAUUUUGUUUCUGGUUAACUUU